UGCAAAACGGGUGAGUUAAUGCCAAAACAACUUCCAAGUGUGCCUCGCCAGGAGGGCACAUAGGUACUGAGGAGGACCCAGCCCUGAAACGAAGAAGCAAAGUAAAAACAAAUCCACAGGGGACAGAGUGAAAGAGGGAGAGACAGAAAGGGCAGGUCAACAUAGAGCAGGGGUGUCAAGCAUAGGGGCCGCGGGCCGAAUCAGGCCCACAAACGGGUUUUUAAAAAUACGGGUUUAAUCCGGCCCGCAAGAUGAUUUUGUAAAGUAUAAACUUCGGAACAGAUUUUCCUCGAUGUGGCCCCUGAGCUAAAAUGAGUUUGACACCUCUUGCAUAGAGGAAGCAGGGACCAUGACAAAAACUGACUCAACUGACAAACCGUAACUUAAGAAAGAAAGACAGCAAAGCAGGAAACUUAAACCUCCGGAUGUUGUGAAAAAUGUAAGAAAGAAAGGUAGAUAAGGAAGUUAUGGAUUAGUUCCUGCAUUUACUAACUAUAUGCCUUUGUCAUACCACAGCAAAAUAAGUUUGUUCUUAAAUACGAAUCUGACAUGGAUUGUGAAAAUGGAGCUGAUACUUCGACCAGAAAAAGAAAACUCUGCAGACUGGUUGUUUUGAGCUUUGCACUUCUGUGUAUUCUUCAAGCUACACUCAACAUUUCACUGCGACUGGCUUUUUACAGUUCUGAUACAACAACAACACCAGAUUGUGAGGCCAUUAUUAAAAACUUGACUAAACAACAAGACAUGAAAAUGAAUGAAUUAGCUUGCUAUAUCCAACAAGGAUGGUUAUACUUCAACCACAGUUUAUAUUACGUUUCAUCUACUACAAACACCUGGAAUGACAGCAGAGAGGACUGUCUGCAGAGAGCGGCAGACCUGGUGAUUAUCAACAGCAGAGAGGAACAGAACUUCAUAAGAGAGUUUAAAAAACGGACAUGGAUUGGACUGACUGACGCAGAAGAAGAACAGACAUGGAAAUGGGUGGAUGGGACUACACUUACCAUCAGUUUCUGGGACACUGACGAGCCCAACGGUGCUGGUGGAGAUGAAGAUUGUGGAGAAAUCUAUUUCCCUGAAACAGAAAACUCCUGGAAUGAUGAAUCUUGUGACACAAAAAAUGUCUGGAUUUGUGGAAAAAAAAAAUGUAGAGAUAAUUUAACCCACCGGAAAAUAAUAAGAUAGAAAAUCAUGACAAUAAUAUCACCAUUCAUUUCAGGUAGUCAGCUGAUUUUAAGUGAAAGCAGAGAGGCAGAAGAAAAGACAACCAACAUAAUACUUUGUUUAUAAAGUUGGUGUGCAGGCUGUUAUCUGUAUGUCAUAUAAUCUCUUGAGCUGAAGCUUCUCCAGCUUUGCUCAACAUAUUCCAGAAAAAAACCUGAGCGCCAUGAACAUGCGGACUGAUCUGUGCGAGGGAGGAGGAAGGUAGUGACGUGGUAUUUCAAACCAUAUUGUUUUAUCCUUUUGCCGUGAGUAGUUUAAUUUCCAGCUUACUUAGUUUUUCUAAUUUAAGACAACUCAAAUGACCUCAGUUGAUCAGCUUUUUGAAUGAAAAGUACUAGUAACUUACUUAAACUGAGUUCUUAAAACAAGUUGAUAAAAACUCUGUCUACUUAAUAUUUUUAAUUAAACACAAUAUUGGAUUCAGAAUUUAGAUAAUCUUCAAAUUUCCAUUAAAAAAAUAUAUAUCUUUACCUAAAUGUGAAUGGAUUUUCCCACAAUUAAACAAAUAUGUAGGACUGCUUUCUUCCAUUUGCCUAAUAUCACUAAAAUUAAAAAACAUCUGGUCUCAAAGUGACACUGAAAAAUUCUAUUCUAUAGAGUCUAGUGUCCUAGUUUAGGUUUUUGCAUUCUCUUUUUAGUGUUUUGAGUAUUUAGUAGGUUCUCCCCCUGUGUCCCCCUCCGUGUAUUUUGAGUUCCCAUGACUCGUUUCGCCUCCUUGUGUUUUAUUUCCAUGUUUUUCCCAGCCCGUUAUCUGUGCUCUCCUCGUGUUCUCUCUCCCCCUCGGGUCUGCGUCUCUGUGUACUUCCUGUUUUACUUUGAUAGUCUCUCGUCAGUGUACGUCCUGUUGUGUUUUCUCCUGCCCUGUCUCGAUAAGAUUAUCAGUGUCACCUGUGUUCCCCGUGUGCUCCCACGUCCCUCGUUAUCCUUCUGUGUAUUUAUGUCUGUGUCUCCCUCAGUUCUGUGUUGCGUCCUCCCUCAUAGCUGUGUUAUUCUCCCUAUGUCUCUUUGUGCAUAUUAUAAUUAGUUUUUCCCAGUUUAAUUUUGUAUUGUUUAUGUCGCCUGUUUCACAGCAAUAAAGCUGUGCUUUUGAGUUUAA
Oreochromis niloticus (Nile tilapia) is the source of this 2317-nucleotide messenger RNA. RefSeq names its product CD209 antigen-like protein A. The record is from RefSeq and is a predicted model, not a curated record. The transcript is spliced from 6 exons. Bases 550 to 1182 code for a protein of 210 amino acids. Lineage: Eukaryota; Metazoa; Chordata; Actinopteri; Cichliformes; Cichlidae.